This is a messenger RNA of Bactrocera oleae (olive fruit fly), 2800 nucleotides long. RefSeq names its product nimA-like kinase (gene niki). Gene Ontology annotation, molecular function: protein kinase activity; ATP binding. NCBI's taxonomy places the organism in Eukaryota, Metazoa, Arthropoda, Insecta, Diptera, Tephritidae. Gene Ontology annotation, biological process: protein phosphorylation. The record is from RefSeq and is a predicted model, not a curated record.
CGAGUCGCCAUCUAAAAACCAGUCCAGGUAGCGGUGGAUGGACAUGUACAUACAAGCUUCGGAUUGCACAUAAAAAUGAAAAAAAUUAAAGCUAAGGCCAGUUCUGUGCCGAUUUUUAAUGGGCGUAUAUCAGAUUCCUCAGCAUCAAGUAAUUCUUCCAUGAAUGCAUUUGCAUCAAGGUCAAAAAAGCGAGCCACAUUUAAUGGAAUCAUGCCGCCCAAAAUCUUCACCAUAUCGAACUCCUCAUCUUCGGUAUCAGCAUUAUUGAAAGAUGAAACUUUAAAUAAAAACGGGGGGACACAAAAUUAUAAUACAUCGUUAACCGGUCCCAUUCCCAAGGCACUUGAUACUUCAAGUAUUAAUCGGUUUGGGCUGAGUAAUUAUGAAAAAAUUAGAGUGGUCGGACAAGGGUCGUUUGGAGUGGCGAUAUUAUAUCGACGCAAAUUUGAUAAUCAUCACAUUGUUUUCAAACAAAUAAAUUUAGCAGACCUGACACCAUCCGAAAGAGAUUUGGCUAUGAACGAAGUUGAAGUAUUUUCUAAGCUUCACCAUCCAAAUAUAAUUAGUUACUUGGGUAGCUUCAUUAGAGACAACACCCUGCUGAUUGAAAUGGAAUACGCGGAUAGGGGCACCUUGGCUCAAGUUAUCGCGGACCGUCUAAUGAAAGAUUAUUUUCCUGAACGUUAUAUCGUUGCAGUUUUUGAGCAGAUCUCAAGUGCCAUCAAUUACAUGCAUUCUGAAAAUAUUUUACAUCGAGAUUUGAAAACUGCAAAUGUGUUUUUGAACAAACGAGGAAUAGUAAAGAUCGGAGACUUUGGCAUAUCAAAAAUAAUGAAUACAAAAGUGUUGGCACAAACCGUGCUAGGAACUCCAUAUUACUUCAGCCCGGAGAUGUGCGAAGGUAAGGAAUAUGACCAUAAAAGCGAUAUAUGGGCAUUGGGUUGUAUACUUGGUGAAAUGUGUUGCCUAAAGAAAAGUUUUGCGGCCUCAAAUCUUUCCCAAUUGGUGUCCAAAAUAAUGGCGGGUAAUUAUACUACUAUACCGACGGGCUAUUCUUCGGGCUUACGCAGUCUCCUAGGCAAUCUCUUGCAAGUGGAUGCUUCUCUUCGUCCAAAUGCCUCUGAGAUUUUGGAGUAUUGGAUUCCGCUUAUAUUUAGAAAUUUGGGAAAAAAUAAAGGUUAUUCUUAUAAUGAUGAUAUACUUGCAAUGAAUCCUAUUUCAAAUAUCUCAACUGAAGUACAAUCAGCCAAGGAGAGCGUAGAGCUCAGUUUUUGUUUGGAGGCAGAGAACUCUAAACAAGCAUUGACAGAGCUCCCAACCGGUCGCACCGAAAGGGAAGUAAUGAAUGCGGAAACUGCUAUACCCAAUGAAAUAAUUUGUAAGCGGUCCGUAUUAUACCAAUUGAAGGCAUUUGGCAACAGCUUCGGCAUGAAUCCUAUACAGUUACCUCCCAAAGCUUGCAUACGCUCAGUCGCUGCCAGUGACUCACAUUUUGUGGUGGUUAAUGAUGAUGGUUCAGUUUAUGCGUGGGGAGAGGGCAUACACGGACAACUCGGUUCAUCUUCGCUUGAAGGUUGGAAACAUUAUCCCAGUAGAAUGGAAAGCAUUCGCAGUCACCAUAUUAUAAGCGCAUGCGUUGGCGAUGGCUUCAGUAUUCUAUUAACACAAUCGGGUAGCGUUCUCAGUUGUGGCGAUAAUUCAAAGUACGCAUUGGGACAUGACGAAAACAAGAUAUAUCAUACACCAAAAGGUGUAAUAAAGCUACAAGAUAUACAAAUAGAGAAAAUAGCGGCCGGAACUGAACAUGUGCUCGCUUUAAGCGCCGAUGGUUCGAUCUACGUUUGGGGUACCAGCGCGCAUGGUGCUCUUGGCUUGGGUAAAUUUCAAACACAGCAGAAAACCCCACAAAAGGUUCUACUACCACAUAUGAAUGGAAAGGCUGAGAAAAUUUUUUGUGGUCCGAAUACAUCGGCAGUUCUCUUCAAAAACGGAGACUUGUAUGCCUGUGGCUGCAACAAAUACAAGAAGUUGGGGUUUAAAAAAAGCAACAUAACAGCAUUCAAAAAACUACAAUUGUCCCAUAAAAUCAUUUCGGCGAGCUUCUCUUCAGUGCAUACCAUUUUAUUAAUGGAAAACGGUAGUGUUUACACGAUGGGCCGCAAUUCAGAAGGACAACUGGGAGUAGGACACACAAAUAGCGUUGAGCAGCCCACUCUGGUGAAAUUCAUUGCACACCGCACCAUUAUAAAUUGCAAAUGCAAUGAUCAAGGUACAAUAGUUACUUCUAAGGAUAAUUUUAUAACCUUUUGGGGAACAAGAAAUGGUAUACCGGGCUUUGGAGAAAGUAACUUUAAUACGUUGCAAGGGCAUAACCAAAACUCUACUAAUUCUGAUGUCAACAACAGCACUGUGGCUUUCACAAAUUUCCUUGCCUCGAUUUAUAAAUCUGAGCUACUUUUAAAACCUGUAGAUCUUUUGUCUUUGUAUGCAUCUCAGGAGCAACGCGUAAAAGGCUACUAUAUUGAAUUAAACAACAUAUAUCUAUUGCCGCACAGUGUUUUAGUGUUGGUGGACACCACGACACCGUUGGUAUCCUCUCUGGAAGAUUUGCAGUAGUGCAUGAAUAAUGAAACAAUAAUUUUAUUACAUUUUACAUUAAUGUAAUUUCUAUUUAUUUUAAUUCAAAUUCACUUAAAUAUAUAUGACAAAUUUAUAGCAUAUUUUUGAAACAAGAGAAAAAUAAGCAUUACAAAUUAUGAUCAAAAGGCAUUACAAAAUUAUGUUUAAACACAUGGUCAGG